CGAUGGAAGCGCCAAACUCAGAAUCUUUUUUCGACACAAGUCAAUUACUACUAUUUUUCUACUCAUCGCCGGAGCAACGACAAUGCUUGCUAAAACGCUGGUGGAGGUCGGAUCCGACGCCGUCGCCGUCGUCUCGAUCAACAAUCCACCUCUCAAUUUGCUAUCCUUCGACGUGAUGGUUAGCAUUAAAGAGAGUAUUGAAGGAGUUCUGUCGAGAGAUGAUGUCAAAGCGAUUGUUAUUACUGGUACAAACAGAAAGUUUUCAGGUGGAUUUAAUGUGACAGUUUUUGGUGGUAAACAAGAAAAGAGUACAAAAGAGGAGAUUGGAUUUCUGUCGAUCAAUUUUAUCACCGACACUCUGGAAGCUGCAAAGAAACCUAUCGUUGCUGCUAUUGAUGGCCUUGCUCUUGGCGGUGCAAUGGAGAUCGUUCUUGCAUGUCAUGCCCGCAUAUCAACUUCUUCUGCAAUAUUAGGCCUUACUGAACUUCAGUAUGGGGUCGUCCCAGGACUUGGAGGAACUCAAAGGCUUCCACGGCUUGUGGGCCUUCCAAAGGCUUUGGAAAUGAUGUUGAUGUCAAAGCGAGUAGAUGGGAAGGAGGCACAGAUUUUGUCCCUUGUGGAUGCCAUUGCUCCAGCCGAUAAACUUCUUGAAGUAGCUCGCCGCUGGGCUUUGGACAUAGUGGAGCAUACUAAACCAUGGGUGAUUAGUCUUUAUAAAACUGACAAAUUAGGAACCCUGGAAGAAGCAAGAGCAAUUCUUAACUCUGCCAGGAUGGAAGUCCAUAGACAAAAUCCAAAUGUACAGCACCCGUUAGUGUGCAUCAAUUUGAUCGAACAGGGCAUUGUUUCGGAUCCCCGUGAUGCACUAUGGACGGAAACAAUGGCUCUCCAUGAACUUCGGCAAUCUAGUACAUGCAAGAGCCUAGUCCACUUUUUCUUUGCUCAGCGCCAAACCACAAAGAUUUCUGAGGUGAAGUUGCUGCCAAAAAAUAUAGACAAGGUUGCUGUUAUUGGUGGUGGAUUGAUGAGCUCUGAGAUUGUAGCAUUACUUCUUCUAAAGAAUUGCCAAGUCAUCUUGAAAGAGCAGAACAGGGAGCAUCUGUUGGAAGAAAUGAACAAAAUCAGAAACAAUUUGUACACCCACUUCAAAUAUGGAAAGACAACUCAACAGGGGCUUGAAAAGGCUUUAACUCUAUUGAAAGGCGUUCUUGAUUAUGACAGCUUUGAAGAUAUUGAUUUGGUGAUAGAGGCUGAGUGCGAGACUUUAUCAAUCAAACAAGAUAUUUUUACUGAUCUUGAGAAGCACUGUCCCCCGAAUUGUAUUUUUGCUAGUAGUAGCUCAACAUUCAGUUUGGGAUUAAUCGGUGAAAGGACCAAAUGCCAAGAUCGGAUUGUUGGGAUUAACUUUUUCUGCCUCUCCCCUGUCAUGCCGCUAAUGGAAAUAGUUCGUACUGAGAGGGUGUCAUCUCAAGCAAUGGCUGAUGUAUUAGGUUUUGCAAGAAAAUUUAGGACAACUCCAAUUGUUGUCAGUGAUUGCAAUGGUCAAGGAGUCAACAGCAUGGUUGUUACAUAUUUGCACGCAUCAAUGUUGCUUGCUGAAUUAGGUGUGGAUGUUUACCAGAUUGAUCGAGCUCUAAAAAGCUUUGGGAUGGACUUGGGUCCCUUUAGAAUGAUUGACAUGGUUGGACUCAAAGUUUUUAUGGAGAUUAGCAGGAUACUUAUUGAGCGUUUCCCAGAUAGGUUCUACAAAUCUAAACUGAUUCCAGUUCUGCAGAAUGCUAACCGUGAAGGUGAAAGUACUUUUAAGGGUUUCUACAAAUAUGAUGACUGCGGCAAGGCUAUCCCAGAUCCGGAGUUAAGGAAGUACACAAUAAAAGCCACAACUGAACAACUGACAAAACUGUCCAAUACUGAGAUAGCUGAGAUGAUCCUUUUUCCUGCUUAUAAUGAAGCAUGCCGUGUAAUCUCAGAGGGAGUUGUGAUGAGGCCAUCCGAUCUUGAUGUAGCCUCUGUAGUGGCAAUGGGCUUCCCCUCAUAUAGGGGAGGCAUCCAUUACUGGGCCAACAACUUUGACUCCGGAUAUGUAUAUUCAAAAUUGAAGAAUUGGUCGGAGGCAUAUGGAGGCUUUUUCGAGGCAUGUGACUACAUAAUAGAGCAAGCUGGGAAGAGCACACCUGUGGUGAGUAAUACAAAACUUCAAACUGAACAAUAUCUAGAGGCCAAGCAGAUAAAGUCCCAGUUGUAAAAUGCGAAUAUUGCGUCAUUGAUUGCUUCCCUAUGGAAAAGAGACGUAGUAAAGUUAAAAAUCAUGCUACAACUGUUAAAUUCCGAUAACUUUCUUAUUGAAAUUCCAAUUUGAUCUUCGUUUUA
Salvia hispanica is the source of this 2370-nucleotide messenger RNA. Its product is annotated as glyoxysomal fatty acid beta-oxidation multifunctional protein MFP-a-like. Lineage: Eukaryota; Viridiplantae; Streptophyta; Magnoliopsida; Lamiales; Lamiaceae. Gene Ontology annotation, molecular function: (3S)-3-hydroxyacyl-CoA dehydrogenase (NAD+) activity; NAD+ binding. Gene Ontology annotation, cellular component: peroxisome. Gene Ontology annotation, biological process: fatty acid beta-oxidation. The record is from RefSeq and is a predicted model, not a curated record.